Ixodes scapularis (black-legged tick) is the source of this 3255-nucleotide messenger RNA. RefSeq lists its product as uncharacterized. The transcript is spliced from 2 exons. The coding region runs from base 29 to 2947 and encodes 972 amino acids. NCBI's taxonomy places the organism in Eukaryota, Metazoa, Arthropoda, Arachnida, Ixodida, Ixodidae. The record is from RefSeq and is a predicted model, not a curated record.
GAGGUCGGCAAGAAGGCUGGACAACGAGAUGGAAACCGCGGAAGAAGCGCAACAUGCUCGCUUCGAAGCACCAAGAAACCGUGACAGAUUUCCUCAAGGACAAGAACAUGGUGGCUCUAAAAAACUUCUCGAGGCGAUCUCUCUCGGACGUCCAAUUGGAGUCGGCAAUUACACUUCGUUGCCCUUCCCCUACGGCGAACCGUUAAAUCGACCGCAAUUGAAGCCGUCCAAUUUCGCCGAAAAAGCAGUCGCGUCGACUGCGACACAGCUGCCUAAGCCUGCCGUUAGCGCGCUGAACCCAGAAGCCGCUGUCUCAACGAGCCGCUUACGAUGUUCUAAUUCGGGAGUUGUUUCGUCUCCUUCGUCUAACGUCCGCCCUGCCACCUCGUGGUUUCAUCAGACUGGCGGGAAGAGCCUUGUUUUCAAAGAUGGACCAGCCGUCCCGAUCUUCGAGAUGUUCGAGAGCAACCCUGUUCGUAGUUGGAAACAUUUCCAAGCUAAAGGUUGCUCGACAGACGUAGGGGACAGACAAGCUGGAAGUUCCUUCCCUGUCGCGCGCCAACAAGACACCAGAAACGAGCUACAGUUGGUUCCAGUUGACGGAAGCUUACCCGAAGAUGAGCCCAGACCUACCGAGGUUUCAGAAGGUCACGUGUCCACGGUGCCUGCCCUUACUGAAAGUCCGCUUCAAGUUUCUGAGUACACCCAGAGUACAAAUAAGCUAGCGACUGCGGUUACUCCCUCAGAAGACGACAUGGUACGAUCCCACAGAGGACAGCAGCAAGACAUCGACAACACUGCUAAGAUUGUAAAAACAGAGUAUGCUCAAGUGCAUCAGACGUUGACACGCUUUACUCCCACGUCUGGAGACCAAGUUCUCUGGGAAAGAGUGUUGAGUUUCGGCCGUAGGACGGUCAUGCAAAACCACGGUCUUCACAUGACGAGGAGCACCAUCGACGACUCGAGGUGCGGUGAACUUCAGACUUAUGACGUUGGUGCGAGAAAUCAGCUCGUAAACGAGACUGACGUUCUGACUGAGGAGGCUAAAGAGCCUUCUUUCUAUGAUGUCGGGAAACAGCUAAUACCGGGAAAAGAGAUGCGUGCGCUUGCUGCUGUGCCGCAACGUCUGCCUUUGUGCGAGGAUCAAGUGAUUCUAUGCAGCGGACUUGAGUUGCACGACGUUGCCGAAGCAAGCAUCUAUCACGACAACAGCUUCGGACCUGAUUUCGACUUAAAGCCUUGUACCACUGAAGACGUGGUGGCCUUCGAUUGCGAGCUCCCGAUGGUGAAUCAGGAACGGACAGUUCAUGCCGACUACGAAGUUCUUCAAAUAGAGGAUGAAGCAAAGGAAGACCUGAUUUCCGUGGACGCUACGUUUGAGAAAGAACUGCCAGAAGCCACGGAAGCGUCUAUAUUGACUGACAUGGGCGACAGAGCGACGUCUGUACUUGAAGUGACAUCGCCUGGUUUUAUGCCUCCGCAGUGCCAGUCCUCAAGCGAUGAUCAAGUGAUACCAGACUGGGAAGAACAAAAUUCCAGCAAAGCCAUAAUCUACGAACAUGUCGCAGCCACGUCCGAUGGCAGUCCGAAGUCGGCAGGUACGGGAGAUUCAGAGGUUCCUUGCGGACAGAAAACACCACAACAAGCCAUCUGUGAUGACACACUCAGUGAAGGCGCCCGCAGUCAGCACGACAGCGUGCUACUAGGAACAGAUAUUGCUGACGGGAAAUCAACAGAAGAUGAUGUCUCUGAUGAACAUGCCUACUCCGCGAGUCAAGCCAGCGUAGGCGUUCAGCAGUCAGCCACACCACUGUGGAUGCUAGUGAAGCCCGACGAAGAGGAUUACUUCGAGAGUACGGACGAGAACUCUGAGAUCACAUUAGGUUCGUCGGACACCGAAGAUUUGGGCUCUUACACGUUGUCCUCUGGAAGCUGUACAGAUUCUUGCGACGAGUGCGAUUCUUACAACGAAACAAUGUCGUUGGGAUUUAGUUGCGUCACUGAGCUUACCUGCCCGGAAACAAACGUUCUUCAACCUCUUGAAGACUCCAAGACUGAACAGCCAGUUAACCUUAGUUUGUGUCCUGAAAUUACACCUGGAACAAUCUCAACAAAUUCGAAUACAGAGGUCGGGGUACCUUGUCAACCUUAUCAAGAUAAAGUUGGUCAUCUUUACCGAGUGGAGCAGUCAGCAAAUAAUGAACCAGGGGAUGAAGUACUCUUUGACACCGAAGAUUCAGUCACAGACCAAUCAACCGAGGAACGCGGCCUAGUCACAGUUUCUACGUCACCUGCGGCACCCACUUCACCAAGUUGCGAAAAUGCAGUUGACGUACCGCUUGACCUUCGCACAACAACCACGAGUCUCGAAAAGUUCUCAACCACCGAAGAAACCGAUUUACACGUAGAUAACCAGUCGCAGAGACAGCACAAGCUUGUGGAGUAUUCCCAGGACACCUCCGAAGAUGAGCUAGCCGACCAAUACGAAACUCUUAGUCAGACCGACUUGGACAACGACCACGCCGUCGAAACAACCGAAAAAACGCCGCUUCAAGAUGUCAGAGAUCAAGACCAUGCCAGCGACGGAACGUCCACGAAGACCUACACAAAGGUCAUGGAAGUCUUCUUUAACCAGGACAGUCGGCAGUUCUUGGUGGUACCCGCCACUUCUGACUGCGUCGUUCCAGAUACCGGCCCCCGCUAUCCGAACCAGAAACAAGCGACAGUCAAGGUUCCUGACUCAGCAGAUUUGGGGAAGUUUGAGGCACUUAACGAGGCACGACAUUCGGGCACUCACCAAGCUCACGUGGACACUUCUGACGCUUCGUUUUACAAUGAAGAGAAGGAAGACUUGGGUCCCAAGAGGAAGCUUCCGCGCCUUGGUUUGCCAAGAUUUCACCGCGGUCAAAGGCUUCACCCAAGCUGGACUGGAGGACCUUCCAACUGAUGUCAAUGUACUCCAGAAACUUCGAGGAAUUAAGAAAUAAUGUUGUUCGUUCGUCAAGUGUUAACGAACUUAGCUGCCGUGGACUUGUCCUCUCAAUCAAAUAAUUAAGCGUUUGUAUUACAUUAUUAACUUUUGAAAAAAAAAAAAGUCUAUACUUUUUGAACAUGCGCUGUCGCAUGCCACGCGCAUUCUCUUUUAGCCUCUGUCGCCACAUACGCUUAGUUAUGUAGUGGAUAAUAUUCAUUUUAACCACUCGGUAAUACAACACCUUUUUUUUAAUUUUAAAAGUCGGAUUACAGAAAAAAAAA